This is a messenger RNA of Salvelinus fontinalis (brook trout), 8755 nucleotides long. RefSeq names its product adenylate cyclase type 9-like. Lineage: Eukaryota; Metazoa; Chordata; Actinopteri; Salmoniformes; Salmonidae. The record is from RefSeq and is a predicted model, not a curated record. Gene Ontology annotation, molecular function: adenylate cyclase activity. Bases 2164 to 4011 code for a protein of 615 amino acids. Gene Ontology annotation, biological process: adenylate cyclase-activating G protein-coupled receptor signaling pathway; cyclic nucleotide biosynthetic process; intracellular signal transduction. The transcript has a single exon.
AGGAGCCCACAUCUCUUCGAGAAUAUGGCUGGCGAGGUGAGGGCGUGUACCGAAGCGCUCACUGCGGGUAAAAAAGAAAAGGACACCCCACCUACCCCUGAAUACGUGCUCGCCACCCUCCAGUCUUUCCCUUUCUCGCUUUUGCGUGCACGCACCUAAACACGUCCGCCCCCCUGUCACUACUCUCGUCCCUCUCUGACCCAAAGUCAGACGCACACAUUUAUACACAAGCGGGUGGACGGCGGAUUCUGAAAUCUCCGUGAAGAUGGUGGUACCGGGGCCGUUUUUUUUAACUGUGCUUGGAUAGCUCACAUAACGCUUUACAGCGGUAUCCAUUGUGCCUCUUCUGGAAAGAAAGACCGGCGAAUGGCCAGUCAACGGGGAUAGGAGAACAUCUCAAAGCGAUGGAGAGGAGCGGACGGGAAGUGCGUUUAAAUAGCUAAACCCGCAAAUCUGCCUUGAAUAAAAUAGAAGUAUUUGGACAGAAGAAAAAGACGCCUGCUUCUUCAUGCAAUUGAGUUGAAGUGGGGGAUCAAGGAGCCGCUUGUCUGUUCAGGGAGGACUCGGUGUCCGGGGGAUACGAGGAGGGGAGAAAGCUUGUAAUUAGCCCAUAUUCUGCACUUGCUAUUCGUCUGCGACUCAAUGGGAAGAAUAGUGGUGUGGGAAAAGUUUCCAUCACACGAGCAAAGGAGGACGGAAAGGGGCUACAUACAACCAAGACUGGCUUCAGCCGUGGCCCUGUAUGGAUGGCAGACUGAAGUUUACUGACAAUUAAAUUGCCGGUCACUCGUGGAAUUAUGGGAGAAACCAGUGCCAGUUAUCAGGAAAUUCAAAUAAAUGUUAUGUUAACUUGACUGUUAUUGUUUGAUUGUAUUAUCAAAACAAUAUUUACUCAACACAGACUGAGCAUGGGCUGGAUCCAAUAAAGUAGGUAUUUGCGCGUGUAGGCCUACACUUGAUCUCCAAUUCAACUGUAGGUUUACUACAUUUUGCAGCUCUUUGCUCUAUUCUGCCACCUUGUCCUCUUCAAAUUGCCCACUUCUCUCAGCGUGGAUCCCGGGAAUAGGAGGCGCAGCUUUGGAAAUUCCGGAGAGGGAACUCAGGAAAGGACGGGGCUCCAUCCAUGGAAAUACUUACGAAUAGGCCUUUUCCCAAUCACAGCAAGAGCAUGUGGAUAAAGAAGGAUAAUGGGCAUUAGACGUCAGUGUUUGUUUUCUCUUUCUUGUUUAUGUGAAGACAUUUCCGCCUUAAAUAACCCGGCAUAUGUCAAACAAUAGUUCCGUAACUGUGGCUUUUCUUGCCUUUACAACGCCGGCGCUUGGGUUUAUUUGGGGAAUACAGGAUAAAGUUCCACACACACUGUUAAGUGUUUACGCGUGAAGUUUGAAAGGAUUAUUUUUCUCAUAUAUCACUGUAAAUUGGAAGCAAUUUCUGAAUGCAUUAUAGUCUACUAGCUUAAAAGCAUUACCAUGUAAUAUAUAACAUAUAAGAGGACAGGCAGGAGGCUACAGUUCUGAUGACUCGAACAUAAAUGCAGACGCGAUCUAAAAUCAAUAGAGGCUUAUUUUGACAGUGCAUGUACAAAGAAUUGCUAUGCAGGCAGCCAAGUAGUGAGAGCAUGAAGGAAUUUGAUCCAGGUUUCAGUUGCCAUUAUCUGAAGAAUUUGUACCAAUAUAUCAGUAGUCUACAGUCGGCUAUUUAGUCAGGGGAGAGCCUUGGAAAUGCUACUGAAAUGCUACUGAAUACUACUUUAGUAGUAUUACACAACUACGUGUCUACAGUCAACAUAAUUAUGUUAUGUAAGAUUUUGACUUCUUCCCAAAUCUUUUUCAAUGAGUCAAAAACAGUUGUCAGUACUUGGACUGGAACAGAAUAAACUGUGCGACACAAGUGCGUCAAAACAGAGGGGAAAGUAUAAGAAUGCGAGUAUUGACGUCAUGAGGGGCAAUAAUUAACAGGUCAGAAUCCAGUACAGGUCACGUGUCAGACUUUUUCUUUGGAGAUGUUUUCUGUUAGUGCAUCAUUUAUUUCCCCCAACUUUUGCUUUUAAUUUACACUUGUUCUAGUCUAGAGGGUACCACUCAAUACAUUCAUAGCCUACAUUGCCUUGCAAAUAGCAAUUUGCUCUAUUAUUGUCUAAAUACUGCUAGAUUAAAAAGCAACAUGGCAUCCCCCCAACAUCAGCAGCUGCUGCCUCACAACACAGAGGUGAGCUGUGACUCAAGCGGCGAGGGCAGCGUCUCCGUGAGGAUCAGCAGUAGUGUCAAACACAAGCACGGGGGAGGAGCCGGGGCGCUGGGUGGCAUGGGAGGAGGCUUCAUGGGGGGCGGGUCCAAACACUGCAAGUACAGCAUCUCCUCUAGCUGCAGCUCAGGAGAGUCCGGGGUUCUCAGGCCCGUGGUUAAGGGGCUGCGAACCCAGAGGAAGAUGCCCCAGCUGUUCGAAAGGUCUGCUGGGCACUUCUGGGACCCAAAGUUUGACUCUCCCAUCCUGGAGGAGGCAUGUAGGGAGAGGUGCUUUCCCCAGACCCAGCGGAGGUUCCGCUACGUCCUCUUCUACCUGUUCGCCGCCAGCCUCCUCUGGGGGGUGUACUUCAGUGCCAACCCCGACCGGUGUGACCGAACUGCCUUCCUCGUCCCCACCGCCUGCUUCCUCCUCUUCUGCCUCCUCCUCUUCCUUUUGACAUUCACAAGGAUCUACGCCCGCUGCUACAACCAGGCGUCGCUGCUGCUCAUCGUGGUGACCUUUGCCCUCACCCUGGCACCACAGAUCCAGACAGCCAACUUUAGGGACCUGGAGACCCUCCCUCCUGAGGAUGUGGUGGAGGAUGUGGGGGACUUCAGUGGCAUGGAGCCCAGGAAUGUGACCUUCAACCGGGACCUACCCACGGGCAGCGCCUGCCUAUCUCCAGUAGGGACCUUCUCCCUGGGCAUGGAGGUGCUGCUGCUACUCUACAGCGUCCUCCACGUCCGACUCUAUGCCUCGGUGCUACUGGGACUUCUCUACUCUGUGCUCUUUGAAGCUCUGGGAUGGCUUCACCUCACCCAGGCUGCUGGGGAUGGUUGGAGCCAGGCCUCGGAGGGGUCAGACUCUGACUGGCACACUCUACGCUGGCUGGGGCCAGCCAAAGCUUUGCUCCACCUGUGCGCCCACGCCAUCGGCAUCCACCUUUUCAUCAUGUCUGAGGUGCGAUCGCGAAGCACCUUCCUCAAGGUGGGCCAGGCCAUCAUGCACGGCAAGGACCUGGAGGUGGAGAAGGCGCUGAAAGAACGCAUGAUCCACUCUGUGAUGCCUCGGAGGGUGGCUGACGACCUGAUGAAGCAGGGCGACGAGGAAGGCUUGGCGGGCGGGAGCUCGGCCAAGCGCUACUCCAGCAGCGGCGCGGCGGCCGUCAUCUCCAGUCCCAAGAACAACAAGAGGAAUAAGACCUCAAUCCCGAGAGGCCAGAUCAUCUUCAGACCCUUCAACAUGAAGCGCAUGGAGCCCGUCAGCAUCCUCUUCGCGGAUAUCGUAGGCUUCACCAAGAUGUCUGCCAACAAGUCGGCCCACGCUUUGGUGGGGCUCCUCAACGACCUCUUUGGACGUUUUGACCGGCUGUGCGAGCUGACGUGCUGUGAGAAGAUAAGCACCCUCGGGGACUGCUACUACUGUGUGGCAGGCUGCCCUGAACCUCGGGCCGACCAUGCCUACUGCUGCGUAGAGAUGGGGCUGGGCAUGAUCCAAGCCAUCGAACAGUUCUGCCAGGAGAAGAGUGAGAUGGUUAACAUGAGGGUGGGUGUCCACACGGGCACUGUCCUGUGCGGUAUUCUAGGGAUGAAGCGAUUUAAGUUCGACGUGUGGUCCAACGAUGUGAACCUGGCCAAUUUGAUGGAGCAACUGGGCGUGGCUGGGAAGGUGCACCUAUCAGAGGCCACCGCCAACUUCCUGGAUGACCGGUACCAGAGGGAGAACGGACGGGUCACUGAGAGGGUUGGACAGAGCGUGGUGGCGGACCAGCUAAAAGGUACGUGACCAGCUGGUUGCAAGGCGGGGCUUGAUUGCUUUCAGUGGUGGAAAAGUACCCAAUUGUCAUACUUGAGUAAAAGUAAAGACACCUUAACAGAAAAUUACUAAAGUAGAAGAGAAAGUCACCCAGUAAAAUACGAGUUGAGUAAAAGUCUAAAAGUAUUUGGUUUUAAAUAUACUUAAGUAUCAAAAGUAAGUGUAAUUGCUAAAAUAUACUUAAGUAUCAAAAGUAAAAGUAUACAUCAUUUCACAUUCUUUAUAUUAAGCAAACCAGACAGCACGUUUUCUUCUUUUUUAAAUGUACGGCUAGCCAGGGGAACACACCAACACUCAGACAUUUACAAAUGACGCAUGUGUGUUUGGUGAGUCCGCCAGAUCAGAGUCAGUAGGAAUGACCAGGGAUUAUCUCUUGGUAAGUGAGUGAAUUGGACAGUUUCCCUGUCCUGCUAAGCAUUCAAAAUGUAACGAGUAUUUUUUGGGUGUCAGCGAAAAUGUACAGAGUAAAAAGUACAUACUUUUUUAAUGUAUGUAGUGAAGUAAAAGUUGUCAAAAAUGUUAAUAGUAAAGUACAGAUACGGCAAAAAACUACUUAAGUAGUACUUGAAAGUACUUUUACUUAUGCUUUCCAGUAUUGCCUGGCUGUCAGGAGUUAAGCACAGAUUGAGAUGUUGUUGUGAUUGCUAAAUGUAACAUGAUAUCCAGUCUUGUGCAUUUGCUUUAGCAUGGCAUGGAGAGAGUCAGAAGCAACAUUGAUAUUGAUCUCUCUAUGCAGUGGAGCAUUUUAACAUACCCUGGGACUGUUCUGGUUCUGCUGGUUCUGCCUUACUGACGGCCUCUCUAUCAAAUAACAUUUUAACAUACCCUGGGACUGUUCUGGUUCUGCCUUACUGACGGCCUCUCUAUCAAAUAACAUUUUAACAUACCCUGGGACUGUUCUGGUUCUGCCUUACUGACGGCCUCUCUAUCAAAUAACAUUUUAACAUACCCUGGGACUGUUCUGGUUCUGCCUAACUGAUGGCCUCUCUAUCAAAUAACAUUUUAUUUGUCACAUGCGCCGAAUACAACAGGUGUAGCCCUUACCAUGAAAUGCUUACUUACAAGCCCUUAACCAACAAUACAGUUUAAGAAAUAAGGAAAUUACAUAACAACAACGAGGCAAUGUACUGGGGGUACCGGUACCGAGUCAAUGUGCGGGGUACAGGUUAGUCGAGGUAAUUUCACGGUAGGGGUAAAGUGACUAUGCAUGGAUAAUAAACAGCGAGUAGCAGCAGUAUAAACAAAGGUGUGUGUGGGGGGGUCAAUGUAAAUAGUCUGGGUGGCCAUUUGAUUAAUUGUGAUCUAUCGGUGCUCUACUGAUGCAGCAAGGUCACCUAACGGCAGUUUCGCAACACAGGCAGCAGUAAUAAGGACGUUACGGCUGUUCAGUUUCACUUAGUAAACCUAUGUGGUUUUUCUGAAAACCCUGACACCUGUAUGCUGUGUUUAUGUGCUGCAGUACGGUGCACCCAUUUCUGUUCUGAAUGAGAGCUUUAUAUAGGGCGAGUAGGGACACUACAUCAAAGGUGAUUGGUGGUUCCCUCUUUGUUGUCCGUGACAGCGAGACACGUGGGGCCUGGCACUGGUCAAGGUCAGCACCUGCUUCACAGUGUCGUAUGUCAUACGUUGGGGACAUCAGGGGGGUUCAGUCUGUUGGGAGGUGCCCUUUGUGGCUGACUGGGUGUUGGUUUUAUGUGACACUGAACCACAAACAGACGGUUGUACCCCUCUCUCCCCUGUCCUCCCCCUUAUUUCUGUUCCCUGUUCAGUUAUACUGCCUGCCUGCCUGCCACCCAGACGUCGUCCUCAAUGUGACCCUGUUCUCUUACCCUGGCUCUGAACCUCCAAGGGAUUGUCUUACCUUAGCGAGACUAUUUCCUUAGGGGGAGACACUAUAGACGCAAACUGUUACAGACCUAUAUCUAUCCUACCCUGCCUUUCUAAAGUCUUUGAAUCCCACUGUACCUUCUCCGCUAUGCAAUCUGGUUUCCGAGCGGGUCAUGGGUGCACCUCAGCCACACUCAAGGUCCUAAACGAUAUUAUAACCACCAUCGAUAAAAGACAAGACUGCGCAGCCGUCUUCAUCGACCUGGCCAAGGCUUUCGACUUUGACAAUCACUACAUUCUUAUCAGCAGACUCAACAGCCUUGGUUUCUCAAAUGACUGCCUCGCCUGGUUCACCAACUACUUCUUAGAUAGAGUUCAGUGUGUCAAAUCGGAGGGCCUGUUGUCCGGACCUCUGGCAGUCUCUGUGGGGGUGCCACAGGGUUCAAUUCUCGGGCCGACUCUUUUCUCUGUAUACAUCAAUGAUGUCGCUCUUGCUGCUGGUGAUUCUCUGAUCCACCUCUACGCAGACGACACCAUUCUGUAUACUUCUGGCCCUUCUUUGGACACUGUGUUAACUAACCUCCAGACGAGCUUCAAUGCCAUACAACACUCCUUCCGUGGCCUCCAACUACUCUUAAAUGCAAGUGAAACUAAAUGCAUGCUCUUCAACCGAUCGCUACCAGCACCUGCACACCCGUCUAGCAUCACUACACUGGACGGUUCUUACUUAGAAUAUGUGGACAGCUACAAAUACCUAGAUGUCUGGUUAGACUGUAAACUCUCCUUCCAGACUCACGUUAAGCAUCUCCAAUCCAAAUUGAAAUCUAGAAUCGGCUUCCUAUUCCACAACAAAAGCAUCCUUCACUCAUGCUGCCAAACAUACCCUCGUAAAACUGACUAUCCUACCGAUCCUUGACUUCGGCGAUGUCAUUUACAAAAUAGCCUCCAACACUCUACUCAGCAAAUUGGAUGUAGUCAAUCACAGUGCCAUCUGUUUUGUCACCAAAGCCCCAUAUACUACCCACCACUGCGACCUGUAUGCUCUCGUUGGCUGGCCCUCGAUUCAUAUUCGUCGCCAAAACAUCUAUAAGUCUUUGCUAGGUAAAGCCCCACCUUAUCUCAGCUCACUGGUCACCAUAGCAGCACGCUCUCCAGCAGGUAUAUUUCACUGGUCAUCCCCAAAGCCAACUCGUCCUUUGGCCGCCUUUCCUUCCAGUUCUCUGCUGCCAAUGACUGGAACGAAUUGCAAAAAUCACUGAAGCUGGAGUCUUAUAUCUCCCUCACUAACUUCAAGCAUCAGCUGUCAGAGUAGCUUACCGAUCAUUGCACCUGUACACAGCCCAUCUGUAAAUAGCCCACCCAACUACCUCAUCCCCAUAUUGUUUCUUUUAAUUUCUCCAUUGCACCCCAGUAUCUCUACUACUUGCCUCUAUCUUCUGCACUAUCCAUCACUCCAGUGUUUAAUUGCUAAAUUGUAAUUAUUUCGCCACUAUGGCCUAAUUAUUGCCUUACCUCCCUAAUCUUACUACAUUUGCACACACUGUAUAUAGAUUUUUCUAUUGGGUUAUUGACUGUACGUUUGUUUAUCCCAUGUGUAACUCUGUGUUGUUUGUGUUGGACUGCUUUGCUUUAUCUUGGCCAGGUCGCAGUUGUAAAUGAGAACUUGUUCUCAACUGGCCUACCUGGUUAAAUAAAUAAAUAAAUAAGUGCCACUAUUUAUGCAACGGCUUUUCUUUAUAAAUGGAUUCCAAUUUACAGUGCAUCUGCUCCGCCUCGUUUCAGCCUGACUCUUCUCUCUCUCUCCGUCUCCGUUCUCUUUCUCUCUCUCUCCGUUUCCUUUUCACGCUCUCUAUUCCUCACUGUCCCUCUGCCCCUGCUAAAUCGCAUAACCCCAGAGAGACCAGUAAUUCGGUUUUAUUUGAUGCAUUUAUGCAAAUACCUCUGAUGGAACUAUAACUCUGGCUUAAUGUCCCUUUUCAUCAUCUGGAGAAUCAGUACAUUAUCACCUAGCAGUAAUGAAGUUAUGGUGCCAAACGUAGCUGUGUUUGAAAGGCUGAGGGAUUGAACCGCCACUAAAAUGUGCAGAAAUGAAAAUCAUCUUUAUUCUGGUCUCGACCUGUUUCUCUCGCCAGCCCUAGCAGUAUCAGAGGCUCACGCUACACAACAGUCAUUGUGGCCAAUUAUAGACCAUGUAUUGAUUCAGUGAGUUUGUUGUUGGUGCGCCGUGAAGUCAUGUAUCUAAUGAAUCUGCGGCACUACCAGUAUACUCUACCAGUAUACUCUACCAGUAUACUCUGCCAGUAUACUCUACCAGUAUACUCUACCAGUAUACUCUACCAGUAUACUCUGCAGUGUGUAGUCAGGGUUUUCAGGUCAAAAUGACGGGUCACCUCGCUCAUUCCCACGACCCUGCGUCCCACAUGCAAGGGGAAAGGCCCCUUCACAGCUAGUAGGUGGAUGCUGUGCUGGCUGACCUGUGUGUCACAUCUCAUAAUCUUUAGACGUUGGGCGAGGAACUCUGCAGAAAGAAACAUUGUGGUCUUCACAUAUAUACAGGUAGGGGAAAGUCCUUUCCCAGCUAGUAGGUAGAUGCUGUUUUGGCUGACCUGUGUGGGAAAGAAAUUAGCAAUGUCAUGCAGUACAUCACAUGAUUCUGAGCUUCUGGCUGAGACACUGCAGAAAGAAAUACUGAGAUUCUUAUUACAACUUUAAUAGUGACAACGUUUCGGUAUAAGGAAGGACUAUAUAUUGUGCAUGCCUUUUUGUGUCUCUAGGCCUAUGUUGGAUCACAGUGGUGCCAACCAGGGUAAAUGCCUGUGUGUGAUUCCAGAGCAUGAAGUCAAUCUGAGCAUUGUCAUAGCAUUAUAACAGCGUGGCAGCGGCUGGC